Didymella exigua CBS 183.55 is the source of this 1889-nucleotide messenger RNA. RefSeq lists its product as uncharacterized. The record is from RefSeq and is a predicted model, not a curated record. The transcript has 2 exons. Lineage: Eukaryota; Fungi; Ascomycota; Dothideomycetes; Pleosporales; Didymellaceae. The coding region runs from base 181 to 1470 and encodes 429 amino acids.
AACUUCGUAUCGAGCAAUUUGGUCGCCUCACCAACAGACACAUGUAAUUAAAGCCAUGCAAUGAUACGCAGGAUAAAGUUGCUAUAACUCCACAGGUCUCAGUCGCACGGAAGGACGCCACAAAGCUCCACAGGCAAAUGUGACGUCAUAACAACAUCGACGAGCCAAUAACCACCCAGCAUGGCCGCUACAUCCAGUAACGCUUCCUUUCUUUCGUUUGGGAGGAACGACAGCUUCAUCUCGAAAAGCUUCCAAGGAAUCAACCAUCACAAUCUUCCUACCUCGCUCUCAUCCCUUAUCUCAACCGCAACGGAGAUUCACUGGGCAUCACUAGGGCCCGUUCCCGAAUCAUGGCUGCUCAGCUUCAAAGAUGCCUCUGGUCGAAGUAGCAUACGAUGGGGUGCGCUGCUACCCCAACGUCUUCAGACCAUCUUAGCGAAGACCUGGCACUCUCCGCACCUACGAUUCUGCCUUGGACCCAACGACUCGUUCAUUGUCUGGCAUCCUGAGCUUAUACGAUGGGCAAACCUGCCGCCCAGUCUUGAGGACUCCUUACAGUCAUGGCUAACACCUUCGGGAUGGCGUGUAGGCCCCCCUCGUAUCGUUACCUGGGGACCUGAAGGCGCUUUCUUUGCCAUGAGUGAGUAUGGAGACGUGGUUUAUCGACUUGGUGAUGGAGAUAGCUGGGAGAUCUACAAAGAGACUGUUGAAGAAUGGAAGGCUGAAAAGGGCUUUUCGUGGAGCGAGCUUGCAUUCAUCGCCCUUGAUCCUACUAUAUCUGACCAGUUCGUCGCCAUCCGCAACGACGGCACGUGGGCUGGUAGCAUUGACGACAUUAACGAAGAUGCUCUGGAAGAUUUGGCUCUCAACUUCUUCGCCAAAGCAAAGAAGAGUCGGAACAGAAGCCAGUCGGGUCACCAAAACAGCACAGCGACACCUCUUCUAUCAUCAAGCAGCACAAAACCAGACGCCGCCAUCCAGACCCUCUACGAGCAAUGGUCGAAAGACACAGCAAGCAAGCUAGCCUCAGCUUUAGCAGCGAUCGGCCCGACGACAGGCCCAUCGCCUUCAAGUCCAUCUGGCAACAUCCCAGUCCGCCCGAAACCCCGCAAACUGCAAGUCCGGUCUUCAUCAACCUCAAUCCCAACAACGACCCCAGCUCCCGCCGCUCUUCUUGUCGCCUUUCCGUACCUGCCUCCGAUAGUGACGAUAUGUGCGCUUCCCUCAUGCGAGCUGCUCAAAACGGAGUCCCUGAGUAUCAAAGCAUGCAGACACGACGUGGAGAUGCUGAUGCGCGCGAGCGGGCUGUACAGCUACGAGUGGCUAAAGCAAGAGAGGCUAAGGUGGCAUCCGGAUCGGUUCGGGCGGUUGUGCGAUGAGUCGUGGAGGGAGGAGGGAAAGAAGAUGGCGGAAGAGAUGUUCAAGAUCAUUGACGCACUAAUGGAGGAUCUUAAAACGGCUGGGAGCUAAGCGGAGAUGUACAUGGAUUGUUCAUGCGGUACACACUGCGUCUGCUUUGGCGAUCUUUUUUUUCUUCCUUGUUCGCCAAGUGCUUGUACGCGUGGGUAUGCAAUGCGGGUGCUCAAAGUUACGACAGAAUAUAAAACACUGAAAGGGCAAAUAUUCGUCCGCAUACCGGCAGACAGACCGAUGCCGUUACUAAAUGCCGAGUCUUUACUAGACAUGUGGCAGGGAAGAAGGAGGCAUGACCUGCCCAUGUACAGCCCUGAGGUUUGUAUAGGCUGAACGAUUAACUGAACAGGUAAGUGCACGAAGGUGGUGGGUAUCUAUAGCUAACAAGCAGUAAGGAGAGCGUGAGUAGGGGGCAUAAGAAAUUUAGGAAGUCCCUUCGCAGUAGGCUCUUGCUCAAGAUAUCCAAGCCCAUGUCA